Dunckerocampus dactyliophorus (ringed pipefish) is the source of this 326-nucleotide messenger RNA. Its product is annotated as small integral membrane protein 36-like. Bases 1 to 303 code for a protein of 100 amino acids. The transcript has 2 exons. The record is from RefSeq and is a predicted model, not a curated record. NCBI's taxonomy places the organism in Eukaryota, Metazoa, Chordata, Actinopteri, Syngnathiformes, Syngnathidae.
AUGGGCUUCCUGGAGAACUACCAGGAGAUCGACCCGGUCACGCUGAAUCUCUGCAUCCUGAUCGCCAGCUACGUCAUCCUGCUGCUGGUCUUCCUCAUCUCGUGUAUCAUGUACGACUGCCGCGGCAAGGACCCCACCAAGGAGUACGCCCCCGACCCCCAGCCCAGCCAGUCCCCCAUUCGCCUGGUGGUCAUGCAGAGCUCUCCGGCCCCCGUGGGGCGCUGGGACACGGCCAGCAUGAUCACCACCUACCACGAGCCCUCGCACGCCGACUUCAGGGAGAAGAAGAGCACCAUGGUCUGAGGAGUACGGGAACAGACAAGUUC